ACCCCAUCCCAAGAAACUUAUCGCCAUGUUGAAUGAAUGAAGUCUAUCAGUACCAAAUAAGGAGAUGAGCAAUCUCAUAUUCGCAGCCGCCCAUUUCCUUUCUGCUUCUGCUUCCUGAAAGCUAAGAAGAAGAGGAAUAGCGUGUUGCUUCUGCUAUGCUUCACCUUCAACCUCGCGGAGGACUCUUCUCGUACAGUUUCAGUAGCUGUAGCUGUAAGUUGAACAAUCUUCUGGUGAUAAUGGCGUCUUCCAAGCAUCUGGUUCACACUUCCUUGAAGUCCUCCUUCAUAGUCGCGCUUAAACCGGUUUUGAAUUCCAUAACGCCCUCAGCUCCUUCUCGUCUCAUCCACACUCACGGCCACGCUCUCAUCUUCUCUGCAUUUGCUUCCAAACCCGUCUCCCCCGCUCGUCAGGCGUCCCGUUUGUCCUACAGGGCCCAUCGCGUUCCCCCGCCAGUUUCCCUGGAAGAUGGCCCCGAGGCGAAAUCCUCGCGAUUGAACUUGUUGAACCAGAAACUUAAGGAGGCCGGUAUAGAUAGUGUUUCGUGUGCCCCUGGCCAAUACUCUGGAUUGCAUUGUCCAAUGUGCAAAGGCGGGGACAAUAAUGUGAGGAGCUUAUCUCUUUAUAUUGAUCAUAAAGGGGAUACAGCUUUAUGGACCUGCUUUCGAGGUAAAUGUGGCUGGAGAGGCAGCGCACAGGCAUUGGGAGAUACGAAGUUAACAAAGGAAGAUAUGAAGAAGAGCUUGAAAUCAAUUAAGAAAUACAGACAGUUAGAUGAGCAAAGUUUGAGAUUGGAACCUCUAAGUAGCGAGGCAUUGGGAGAUACAAAUUCAACAAAUGGAGAUAUGAAGAAGAGCUUGAAAUCAAAUAAGAAAUACCGGCAGUUAGAUGAGCAAAGUUUGAGAUUGGAACCUCUAAGUAGCGAGGCAUUGGGAGAUACGAAGUCCACAAAUGGAGAUAUGAAGAAGAGCUUGAAAUCAAAUAAGAAAUACAGACAGUUAGAUGAGCAAAGUUUGAGAUUGGAACCUCUAAGUAGCGAGGCAUUGGGAGAUACGAAGUCAACAAAUGGAGAUAUGAAGAAGAGCUUGAAAUCAAAUAAGAAAUACAGACAGUUAGAUGAGCACAGUUUGAGAUUGGAACCUCUAAGUAGUGAGCUACUUACAUACUUUUCCCAGCGAAUGAUUUCUGGGGAAACCUUGCGGAGAAAUGGUGUCAUGCAGCAUAAAGCCUAUAAUCAGAUUGUUAUUGCAUUUCCUUAUCGGAGGAAUGGCGAAAUUGUAAGCUGCAAAUACCGGGAUAUAAACAAAAAAUUUUGGCAGGAAAGUGACACUGAAAGGAUAUUGUAUGGAUUGGAUGAUAUAACGGGAGCAAGUGAUAUAAUUAUUGUUGAGGGUGAGAUGGACAAGCUUGCAAUGGAAGAAGCUGGCUUUCGUAAUUGUGUCAGCGUCCCUGACGGUGCUCCUGCAUCUGUUUCCGAAAAAGAGUUGCCACCCGAGGAUCAGGACACAAAGUAUCAAUUUCUUUGGAACUGCAAAGAAUUCUUUGAAAAGGCAUCUCGUAUAAUACUUGCAACUGAUGGGGAUUCACCUGGCCAGGCUCUAGCUGAAGAACUUGCCCGCCGUUUAGGGAGAGAAAGGUGCUGGCGAGUGAAAUGGCCUAAGAAGAUUAAUGGGCAUUGCAAAGAUGCAAAUGAGGUGCUUAUGUAUCUGGGACCUGAUGAAUUGAGGGAGGUCAUUGAAAAUGCUGAGCUAUAUCCCAUAAAAGGGUUGUUCAACUUCAGAGACUAUUUUGAUGAGAUCGACUCGUACUAUCAUCAAACAGUUGCUUUUGAUCUUGGGGUUUCAACUGGAUGGAGAGGCCUAAAUGAACUGUACAAUGUUGUGCCUGGAGAGUUGACGGUUGUUACAGGAGUUCCUAAUUCAGGCAAGAGUGAGUGGAUUGAUGCUCUCCUAUGCAAUCUUAACCGAAGUGUCGGCUGGAAAUUCAUUCUUUGCUCUAUGGAGAAUAAGGUUCGGGAGCAUGCUAGGAAACUUUUGGAGAAGCACAUAAGGAAGCCUUUCUUCAAUGUCAGGUAUGGAAAUGAUGCUGAACGGAUGAGCGUUGAGGAAUUCGAGCGGGGAAAGGAAUGGCUCAGUGAUACAUUUUCUCUCAUAAGGUGUGAAAAUGAUUCUCUACCAAAUAUAGAUUGGGUUCUUAAACUUGCAAAGGCAGCAGUUCUGAGACAUGGGGUGAAUGGACUUGUAAUUGAUCCAUAUAAUGAGCUUGAUCAUCAACGUUCUCCUAGCCAGACUGAAACAGAGUAUGUGAGUCAGAUGCUCACAAAGAUUAAACGGUUUGCUCAACACCAUUCUUGUCAUGUUUGGUUUGUAGCACAUCCACGUCAGUUGCAUCAUUGGGUUGGAGGUCCUCCGAAUCUAUAUGAUAUUAGUGGAAGUGCACAUUUCAUAAACAAAUGUGACAAUGGAAUUGUUAUUCAUCGGAAUAGGGAUCCUGAGGCUGGCCCUUUGGAUCUAGUACAGGUUUGUGUUAGAAAGGUACGCAACAAGGUUAUAGGAACUGUUGGGGACGCAUUCUUGUCAUAUAGCAGGCUUACUGGUGAAUUUGUGGACAUUGAUGAAAGCCCAAAGCAACAAAAGAAAUCUUGAGCAAUGAGUUGCAGCAAUUCUGUGUUUGCGGAACUGUGCCAGUCUUGUGGAUACGGGACUUGACCUCUGCAUAAGCCAUUGGCUCUGCUGCCAUCUGUAGAGUAAAUUAGCAACAAGAAAUUCAACUGUAUAUUGUUAGUUACUUGUUAGUCAUUGAAUAUAUUUUUAUAUGUGACUUUUUAUUUAUUUUUUCCAUUGAGCCGAGGUUGUAGCCAUGUCCUCUCCUCUUCAAACUCCAAUUCUCAGUGGCCUUCUUUCUGAGAAAUUCUGAUUUUGUUGAUGGUUACUAUGCCCAUUCUUAGUAGAUGCUGGGCCAAUUUUUGUUUAGUAUGAUGUAUGGAUUGUACAUGGAAAUCCUAUACCUAAGUUCUGAUUUUUCAAGAAUAUUUUAUUUUUACAUAUUGGAAUUAA
Molecule: messenger RNA, 3056 nt
Organism: Ipomoea nil (Japanese morning glory)
Lineage: Eukaryota; Viridiplantae; Streptophyta; Magnoliopsida; Solanales; Convolvulaceae
Product: twinkle homolog protein, chloroplastic/mitochondrial
Exons: 24
Coding region: 156-2645 (829 amino acids)
Biological process (GO): DNA replication
Molecular function (GO): single-stranded DNA binding; 5'-3' DNA helicase activity; ATP binding
Source: RefSeq, a predicted model, not a curated record